ACAUAAACCUGUAAACCUCUAUAGUCCAGAUUUUUAAUUAAAAAUGUUUAAAUUUCUGGUUUUAGCUGCACUUUGUGUGUCUGUCACUUUAGGACAAGUAACAAGUGAUGUCGGUCCAAGAUGUGAAGGGUUUGAAUGCCCAAAUGAUGACGCCGAGGGUGGAUUAUUCACAAACGGUGUAUGCACUGGAGAAUUUUGUGAUUGCAGCUACGGGAUACCCUAUCUUAUUAACUUCGAGGAAGGACUAGUGUUUAAUGAGGAUCUGCAGGUCUGUGAUUGGCCCUUCAAUGUUGAAGGCUGCGAAGAAAAAAAUUAAUUAAGCUCGCUUUAAUCAUUGAAAUAUGAAAAUAAAAUAUUUAAUCUUUUAA
Molecule: messenger RNA, 368 nt
Organism: Eurytemora carolleeae
Lineage: Eukaryota; Metazoa; Arthropoda; Copepoda; Calanoida; Temoridae
Product: chondroitin proteoglycan 2
Exons: 5
Coding region: 44-316 (90 amino acids)
Cellular component (GO): extracellular region
Molecular function (GO): chitin binding
Source: RefSeq, a predicted model, not a curated record